AUGACGCAUUGCGAGCUUGCAUCGAGGCCGCUGCUCCAAUGUCUACGACACACAUACGGCAAAGCACUUCUCGUAACCCACUUCACCGCUGUCCGUGCCUUCUCAUCCACACCCAUCACGAAAGAUGAGGCUCAAUCAGAAACUCCUCGAAGCCAGCCCUUCUACAGAGCUCCUGAUCCGGCGCUGGUAACUAGUCCCCGAUUGGAGAGAAGGCUUGUACGAGCCGGUAAUCACCCAAUUGGGUCCCGUCGACGUCGUGCAGCCCUCCAAGACUCUCCCAAUAUCCCCUUCGAACUCUUGCCAUACCAAUGUUUCCAGGAGGCCCGCAAGGUUUUGUUAGAGGACAGGGAGGAAAAACUCAAACAAAUAGAAACGGAGCGCGGUCGGAUAGCGAGACUACGUGCUGCCGACCCUUCAACUGUGGGAGGUGAACUUCGAAAGAAUAAUCGCUUGAGGAGCAUGGAGAAGCACUUGGAGCACCUGAAAAUCCUGGCAGAUAUUAAUGACCCCGUGAUUAAAAAACGAUUUGAAGAUGGCCUAGGUAACAUGAAUCGGCCGAUUUAUCGAUACCUUGCUGAUCAAAAAUGGAGGGAAUAUAGACGGAAGAUCAUCGUUCAGCGUAUAACCCAGAUGAAAGUGAUCCCAGAUGUCCUCCCCCACCUGGAUCCCAUUGUCGAUGUGAAAUUGGCUUUCGGAAGACGAGCAAUACCUCCUGGGGAAUUUGUAGAUUCUCGAGUCAGUUCGAUGCCGGCGAAACUAAACGUCCAGACCUUUGAGCAUGGUGAGAAACUGUUGACCGUCGCCGUUGUGGAUUUGGAUGUUCCUGAUCCUGAACACGACUCUUUCGGUUUCCGUUGUCAUUUCCUGGCAAUUAACGUGCCUAUCUCCCCGACUGAGUCAAGGAUUUCCUUGGACAAACUGUCAACGGACAACCAAGUUAUCUUCCCUUGGCUUCCACCGUAUGCUCAGAAAGGAAGUCCGUACCAUCGGCUCUCUAUCGUUAUUCUAGAGCAAAAAGAUCAAGCCGCCCUGGACUUGAAACAGGUGGCAGAGAAAGUGCAACGGGACGACUUCCGUCUACGAAGCCUCCAGACGCGACACCAGCUCAAACCAAUUGGGGUGCAUCUUUUCAGAAGCAAAUGGGAUGAAAACACAGAAUCCGUCAUGAAGGAGUUUGGUAUUCCAGGAGCCGAGAUUGAGUUCCGCAGAAAGAGAAUUGAGCCACUACCGUACAAGAGGAGGAACCCUUCCUCAUUUAGAUAGACUCGGGCGGCCUUCGUUUCCAUUUCUGGCAUAUUUCAUAGGAAUUGUUACAAUAUAUUGUACAUUAGAGCUUUACAGUAUAGUUAAGUUUUAUUCAUACACACAAAAUAGGGGG
Molecule: messenger RNA, 1378 nt
Organism: Histoplasma capsulatum G186AR
Lineage: Eukaryota; Fungi; Ascomycota; Eurotiomycetes; Onygenales; Ajellomycetaceae
Product: ribosomal protein YmL35
Exons: 2
Coding region: 1-1263 (420 amino acids)
Source: RefSeq, a predicted model, not a curated record